GGCAUUAACGCCGAUGCGUGUACAAAAAGUGUACUGGGUUUUAGGAACUAGGCCUAUAUUUAUAACGCACUACUACCACUUCCCAUAGGAGAUGGUGGCGGCUCGUAGCGGAGAUGUCGGAAUUACGUUGAAGACCCGUGAGCGCAGCUAAAGUACAUUUUGCACGCCGUCACAGUCAGGUAUGCACAUUUCCUCGCCCUCCCCACAAGUGGCUUGACGCAUUCGGUCGAAGUUGGGGUGCGUGCCUUGAGUGAAAACAAACCGUGAAAGUUGCUCGGUAGGUCGCCGUGCCAGGUGGCAACUGGAGGGCCCAGAUCUCUGGACUCCAGAGACCGCAUUUGACAGUUUCAAUUAUGUCUAAGAGUAAGCACCAGGUCGACAACGGCAUCGUCGCCGUUAAGAGUAAGUUUGACGCUGAUAUCAUCAGGUUUUCCAUCAAUCGUAAUGAGCCUAUGGGUUAUGAGGACUUUGGCAAACUGUUGGCACAGAGGCAUGACAUUGGCCCUGAUUUGAACUUCCUCAUUUGGUACACAGAUCCUACGGAUGGAGAUCUGCUGCCUAUCAACAAUGAUAAUAAUCUAGCUAGAGCUCUGCUGGCUGCCAAAUCGUUGCUUAGAAUUUUCAUUCAAAGAAAAGGUGAUGGCUUAGAGGAUAUCAAUGGAUAUGGUACAAUGAAAACGAAAAAUCUGAUAUCCAGUAUCUUGGGUGGCACACCAGGCAAGCCAAAGCCUUUAGCCAUCUCUAAUCCACAUGACUUUAGGCAGGUGUCUGCAAUUAUCGACGUCGACAUACUGCCAGAAACUUGCAGGCGCGUGCGCCUCUUGAAACAUGGCUCAGACAAACCUUUGGGAUUUUACAUCAAAGAUGGCGAAAGCUUCCGCAUACUGCCACCGUCAGCUGGUGGUGGAAUCGAGAAGGUUCCGGGUGUAUUCAUCAGCAGACUGGUACCGGGUGGCUUGGCAGAAAGCACGGGUCUUUUGGCAGUCAACGACGAGGUUUUAGAAGUGAAUGGCAUCGAAGUUGCGGGAAAAACGCUUGAUCAGGUGACUGAUAUGAUGAUAGCAAAUUCGUCCAAUCUUAUCAUAACCGUCAAGCCAGCGAAUCAGAGAGCGGCGUUGGCCGCACCUCGCCGCGGCUCAUUCUCACGUAACAGUCAAUUAUCGUCUGGGAGCCGCCAAUCUACACAAAGCGCCGGUAGCGAUGAGGAAGCGGACGAGAUCGUCGAUUUAACAGGUCUGACGAUGCAGGACGACGCCUCUGCGUCGUCGGGCACUCAACACCAUCACUACCACCAUCAUCAUCAUCAAAAUCAUUUCAGCCACGACCAAGGUGUGCUGCACCUCUAAGGCGACACGACGAUGAUUGAUCGUACCGAAUUGUGUGCUCAAUUUAACUCUUUCGUUGCAGUGCGCUUUAACUGAAAACUAGCCGCUGUAUGCGGAGAGAUAUUCGCGUUUCAGUUAGCAGAACGCGCUAUCAGGGCCACGCCAAAAAGAGUGCAAGCCUUAUGUUGGAUCAAACCACAGGCCCAAGCUAAUUAAAUUUAAACUAUACGUUAUGAUAGGAAAUAAAUUAAAAAAAAAAAUAUUGGAAACAUUCCAACCUUGACAAAUUUCGACAUGUAUAUGUGUAAAUUCCGUACGUAUGUGGAUUUCAGGCCUUAUGUAUAUGUCAUUUGCAAAUAAGAGGCUACUUUUUGAGCGCGUACAUAUACGGCUUCCUCAGCGAAAGAGUUAAUAAUGUCCAUUGUAUUUGAUCGUGUGUGUGUGUGUGUGUGUGUGUGAGAGAGAGGGAGAGAGAGAGAGAUUUACGUACUUAGAGAUAAUAUUCCGAUGACUAUACGGAAAUGUUAUACAUAUACGACAAUUGUAUAUAUAUAUGUAUAACAUUUCCGUAUAGUCGUCGGAAUAUUAUCUUUAAGUACGUAACUUUUUUUUUUCUCUCUUUCUCUCUCUCUCUCCAUUUCUCUCUUUCUUACGUUGCCAAAGAGGUGGCAGCAGUGAAAUCCACAUACGUACGGAAUUUACACAUAUACAUGUCGAAAUUUGUCAAGGUUUGAAUGUUUCCAAUAUUUUUUUUUUUAUUUUAUUUCCUAUCAUAACGUAUAGUUUAAAUUUAAUUAGCUUGGGCCUGUGGUUUGAUCCAACAUAAGGUGUCGUGAGCGUAGAGCGUCAGGUAGCUCAAUAGUUUAGAGCUUUUUAGAA
This is a messenger RNA of Odontomachus brunneus, 2204 nucleotides long. It is a transcript of the gene par-6, whose product is annotated as partitioning defective 6 homolog beta. Gene Ontology annotation, molecular function: protein binding. Lineage: Eukaryota; Metazoa; Arthropoda; Insecta; Hymenoptera; Formicidae. The transcript is spliced from 5 exons. Gene Ontology annotation, biological process: centrosome cycle. Bases 354 to 1346 code for a protein of 330 amino acids. The record is from RefSeq and is a predicted model, not a curated record.